This is a messenger RNA of Momordica charantia (bitter melon), 1734 nucleotides long. RefSeq names its product PQ-loop repeat family protein / transmembrane family protein. The record is from RefSeq and is a predicted model, not a curated record. NCBI's taxonomy places the organism in Eukaryota, Viridiplantae, Streptophyta, Magnoliopsida, Cucurbitales, Cucurbitaceae. Gene Ontology annotation, cellular component: membrane.
AGAGAGAGAGAGAAUGAUCGUUUCGGAAAUCGGAACCUAGAAAUCUAAUAGCAAUGGUUUUGAUUAGGGAGUUUUCUUUCACGAGGAGCUCCAGGGAAAUGGAGUAUUUACAUUUUUAAACUCGAGAGUUGGCUCAUUUUCUUAUGUCGUUUUCAUCACUCGCGCAUCUCUCUUAUUUGAUUGAAGUCAUAUACUAGUCGGAAGCAAAUGGGACUAUUUCAAACCUCAAAUCCCAUUUGCCCAAGAAACCAGCAUUGUUCGGAAUGGGCAGAAAAGAAUAUGAAAUACUGCCUUUGCAGUGCGAAGGAUGGAGUUUCGCUCACUCUGGGAAUAAUUAGUGUUGUCAGUUGGGGUGUAGCUGAGAUACCCCAAAUCGUUACGAACUACAGGGAAAAAUCUUCCGAGGGUCUGUCUGUUGCUUUCUUGCUAACAUGGAUAUUGGGAGAUUUUUUCAAUGUCUUUGGCUGCAUACUCGAACCAGCAACACUUCCAACUCAAUACUACAUGGCAUUGUUGUAUACGAUCACCACAGGGAUUCUGGCUGCACAGACCAUAUACUAUGGCCAUAUAUAUCCUCAGCUGAAGUAUCGUCGAAGGCAGUGCAAGGUUCUUAUUCAUAGUAGUGAUGCCCAUGCACAGACUGAUGCACGUGAUAGAGCCCAACAAAGCUAUGGCAGUGUUAAUGUGAAGCACAAUGAUGAUGACAAGGGCAACAAGUUAAAUGCUUCAGUAAGAGAGAGUGUUUCCACCAGUCCUAUUCCUCUUCCAAUGCUUCCGCGAAAUAAUUCCAUGGGAAGAGAGCUAUACUACAUGUCAGCGAGAUCUCUAUCAAGGAGUCAUACUCCGGCAGCAGGGUCUUUCUUAACACAAAGAAUGACUCCUAAUUCUUCUUUUGGUCAGAACCCUAUGCAAGAGCCCCUGCUUGAUGGAAAUCAACCAUCACCACCUUCAACACCUCCCAAUGUCAAGAGCAUGCUAUGUCUGGUCUCCGUGUUGACUUUCCUCGGCACACUCAAUCUCCAUCAAUCUGCAGAAAACAGAUUUCACAGCAUAUCUGACCAUCCAAAUAAAGGAUUUGUCAUACCAGUAGGAAGAAAGCUCUUACAGGUUGCUGGUGAGCUGUUGCAAAACAAUGGUAACGAAGGAAGCAGUGGAAUUGGAACUUACCUUGGUUGGGCAAUGGCAGUGAUAUACAUGGGUGGACGACUUCCUCAAAUUUUCUUGAAUAUAAGAAGGGGCCAUGUUGAGGGUCUUAGUCCAUUAAUGUUCAUAUUUGCUUUAAUUGGAAACUCCACUUAUGUAGCAAGUAUACUUGUAAGCAGUACAAGUUGGUCAAAAAUCAGACCGAAUCUCCCGUGGCUUGUGGAUGCAUGUGGAUGUGUGUUUCUCGACACUUUUAUACUAAUACAAUUCAUCUAUUUCAACUCCCGGAUACAUCGAGAUGAAGAUGAUAAGCUUGUGCCUCCCACCAGUGAAGCUUAGGAUUCCCUGACAAGGAAAUGAUAUUAUUGCUAAGAUAUGGUAAUUCGUCUACGGCCCCAGUUGAAGCUCCAAUGCACGUGAAAAUUGAUUAGUUUUCAUGGCCUCCUCUGCGCAAUUACACGUAAGCUGGCCCGAGCACAUUAAGAGAGAGCUAUACUAGUUCUUAACUUUGUCGUUCUAAUAGUCACAGUUUGGAACAUACAAACAUCUUCUUUCACACAUUUUAUUUUGGUAGAAUUUUUUUCUUGAUUA